GGCGGGCGGGGCGGGGCGGGGCGGGGCAGGGCGCGCAGGGGUCGGUUGCGGCGGCCCGGGCAGGGAGGAACCAUGGCGGCCGUGGCCCACUGCGUGCGGGGUGCGCUGCGCUCGCGCUACCCGCUGCUGAGCCUCUCGCUGAGGACUUCUCCACGACUGCUUUGUGUAGCAACACAACAGAAAAAUACCAGCCAGAAUUUGGAAGAGGACCAGAGACAGAGUCAAAAUGAGCAGAAGGCUGAACUGAGCUCUGCUGAGAAAAUGUCAGCUGAAGAAAAGGCAAAACUGGAAGAACAGCUAAAAGAAGUUACUGACAAGUACAAGCGAGCCCUGGCAGAUGCAGAAAACGUGAGGCAAAGAAGCCAGAAACUGGUAGAAGAGGCAAAGUUAUACGGAAUUCAGAGCUUCUGUAAGGACUUACUAGAAGUUGCUGACAUUUUGGAGAAAGCAACAGAAAGUGUUCCAGAAGAAGAAAUUAAGGAUGAAAAUCCUCAUCUGAAGAGCUUAUACGAAGGUCUUGUCAUGACAGAAGUACAGAUUCAAAAAGUGUUCAAAAAACACGGCCUGCUCAGACUGAAUCCUGUUGGAGCCAAGUUUGAUCCCUACGAACACGAAGCGCUGUUCCAUGCUCCCAUGGAAGGGAAGGAGCCUGGCACUAUUGCGUUAGUAUCCAAGAUUGGCUAUAAGCUGCAUGGGCGUACGCUGCGGCCUGCCUUGGUGGGUGUUGUGAAAGACGCCUAGCUGCUUAAUUUGAGAAUUUAAAAUGCCAUACAACUAUUUAACAGCUGGAUGGUUUUUCUCUUACAUCACGCUUUCCUCCUUCCUCUGUCCCCUGAGAGAGGUUUAAAUGAGCCAGUUGUGAUCUUCCCAGUGAAAACGAAACGAACAAUGAAAUUGCACUGCUUAGUGGCCUUCAACAUCAGUGUUCUAUAAGGUCUAAAGAUUCUUAAGUGUGAACUACAAAAGCCAUUAAGCCCUCUGAUGCUUCAGAAAACAUUUAACAGAGUCAUUGCUGCUGAAGGUGCGUUAAAUUCAGAGGAACAAAACGCUCAUGAGAAUUCUUACAUCUUGUGUUUGUCACUAUCCAGAGUGCAAAUCCAAACAGUUAUUCAAACGCUUCCUUUUGUUUUGUAGGAUCUAAUAUUGCAGAAGUGGGUGAAGUAGUACAAAUAACCAGUUCCCUGCAAGUGUCCACCAGCUUUCACAUGCUGUUGUGAUAAAUGCCUUUUUUUUUGUUUUGGUAAUAUGUCUAUUCAGAAGUAGAGCCUCUCUCAACAACUGAAAUUGCAACCUUUGUGAAUUCUGACCUGUAAGGAAAAGGCAAUGGAGAGUAGACAUCUUUUGUAAUUGCUCAGUCCUUUUUGUUCUGUAUUAAAGUUGUCUCAAGAAAACCA
Molecule: messenger RNA, 1394 nt
Organism: Dromaius novaehollandiae (emu)
Lineage: Eukaryota; Metazoa; Chordata; Aves; Casuariiformes; Dromaiidae
Gene: GRPEL1
Product: GrpE like 1, mitochondrial
Exons: 4
Coding region: 73-741 (222 amino acids)
Biological process (GO): protein folding; protein import into mitochondrial matrix
Cellular component (GO): PAM complex, Tim23 associated import motor
Molecular function (GO): protein-folding chaperone binding; adenyl-nucleotide exchange factor activity; protein homodimerization activity
Source: RefSeq, a predicted model, not a curated record